Molecule: messenger RNA, 6275 nt
Organism: Bufo gargarizans (Asiatic toad)
Lineage: Eukaryota; Metazoa; Chordata; Amphibia; Anura; Bufonidae
Gene: BCORL1
Product: BCL6 corepressor like 1
Exons: 18
Coding region: 422-5104 (1560 amino acids)
Biological process (GO): negative regulation of transcription by RNA polymerase II
Cellular component (GO): nucleus
Molecular function (GO): protein binding; transcription corepressor activity
Source: RefSeq, a predicted model, not a curated record
UCUGGGGGCGGGCUGCUGGAUAAAGGUGUCGGAGCUGUGUUCCGGGAAGCGGUUAGACGGGGGGAAGACGUGUGAACGCCUGGACGUAUUCUGGUAAACUCCAAUUUCACCCGCAGAACCAAGCAACCAUUAGCAGUCGGCUGCUCCGUGGGAACCCUAAAGGCUGACACCCUACAAACUUUUCAACAGUCCUCAUUUUUGGACCUGGAAAGAGGUGGAGCAGAUCGGAGCGAUUUCCAGGUGCAAUCAGGCGCUCAGACCUGUGCUCCACAAGCCUUUGAUUCUGCAUUAAAGAGAAGCACCUGGGUGGAGUGUAGAAAACGACCAGAGGAAAAUCAGGUGGAAUCUGCAUAGAGCGCAGGCGAGGGAGGCAGGGGAGCUGCAGACUCGUUCAGCAGCUCCAGGGGUGCCAUCACCUGCCAUGAUAUCGGCUGCCCCACUCUAUGGUGGUGUGCACAACUGGACCAGCGCCGACCGCGUGCGUAUGUGUGGCAUUAACGAGGACAGGAGGACGGCACUGUCUGAUGAGGAGUCAAAAUCUAACAGCACCCAGCACCUGGGAUCUGAAGAUCGUUGUGUGAGCAGUGUCCUUUCCACGGUGGAUUUAAUACCUGCAACCAACCAAAGUGAUGCCCUGAUGCUGCAGGAAGUUGGUGCUACACUGGUGGAGACUGGGCAAAAACCGGAGGACAAACCACCAGAUCGCACUGAACCAGAGCCAGCUGGCGUUAUCCCAUCGUCUAAAGCUUGUAAAAAUGUUUCACCACCUGACGGCAAAGUGUCAGCAAAUGUAUCAGAGACAUCUAUCCAAGCAGCUUCAAGCAAACACAGUAAAAAAGCAGAGUCUACAAGGGCUCCGGCGCAAGAGAAAGCUGCGGGGACUAAACACCCUUCUGCCCAGUCUGUCGAUGCGGACUCCUCUGGAAAGCAAAAGACUGUCCUGAGCCCUGGAUUACAAAUUGCAGGUCAAUCUGUAGAUGCUUCACAUGCCGUUGUUUCCUCUGGGUUUCCUCUUACUAUGAGCAGAAUCUGCUUCUCCAACACUCAGGUCCCCAAUGUGCAGAAGCUUCCUCUGUCUUUCCCACCUGGUGCCGUUUUGACGCCGAGCCAACCCCUAGUUUACAUCCCCCCUUCCAGCUGUGGGCAGCCCCUCAGUGUAACUACUUUACCAACCACAUUUGGAAUGACGUCGACUCUGACCCUUCCCAUCAUGCCCACCUGCUUGACACCCUCAGAAUUGCAGUCACACGCUUUCGCUUCAACUCUGGGAAGGCCGUUGGCCACUGACCCUAAGGUGGCCCCUGCAGAGUUGAACAAACCAGUGAGCACAGCGGCCCCUACUGUUUCCCUCACAAACAGCAAUAGUAUGAAUCCCACGGUAGACGUUUCUUCUGUCUGCACUGAUACAUCAACCACCACCCUAUCAGCUUUACAGACUCUCUCUGCACACACCACCCUCCCAGUUGUCACCCUAGCUUCCUAUUCUAGAACACCUAACCUAGAACCACAAAAUGAUUCCUCAUCGUCAUCCUCUGUUUCCCCAUUAAAGUCCCCUCCGCAGCUUGAAAGGGAGAUGAUCUCUCCCCAAGACUCUUAUGAAAUGCCUUUGGACUUGUCUUCUAAAUCUCACCGCCAUAAACAUGCUCCAUCUAACCAACGUAAAACUCCACCUAUGCCAGUGUUAACCCCGGUGCAUACCAGUGGGAAAGUCACACUGUCCACCGUUUUGUCCAGGUCUGACUGUAGCACUCAGAGUCCUGCCCCGAUCAGUUUCACCAGCAGCAGUGUUAGCCAGAAUCUUCGAGGAGUACCCCCAUUGGUAAUGUUCCCAGAGUUUUUGAGAAACGGGGAUCCAGUGUCAUCACAGUUAGUCGGAGCACCAGGAUCUUGGAUUAAGAAUUCUGCUGCUCUUAUUAGUACCAUACCUGGUACUUAUGUAGGGGUGGCCAACCCAGUGCCUGCCUCUCUGUUUUUGAACAAAGACUCUAAUUUGAGACUUAGCACAGAUUCCAGACAUUUGGCAAAGCAGGAGCCGAUCUCGAUUAUUGACCAGGGAGAUCCAAAGAACUCAGGGUCAUGUGGCAAGAAAAAUAGCCAGACCAGUGUAGAUGGCCAGCAACCUACAGAGAAGCAACAUCUUCAUGGAGGUCCUACAGCAGCAAACUCUCUGUGUUCUUCAAAGGACUGGACGUUACCUGGACAUGGGACAGUGCACUCAAAGUGUCCCUUAAACGGGAAGCCCAGCAAUUCUCAGGUUCUGCCAGUUAGUUGGUCUCCAUACCAUCAGACAUCGUUACUGUCCAUUGGCAUACCAGCCACAGGCACACUCCAUCCAAGCCAAGGUUCACAUCAGAGACUUCCUUUUGGUGAGUUAACACUAUAUUCCAGCAUUCUUCCAGCAGAAUCCAAGGUGACGCCUCAAAAAAGCAUAGAAGAUUCUACAUUAAGUAGUCAGCAGAAGACUACAACAACGCCAGCAGUGGCCGCCGAGCAUGACGUGCUGACAAAAGCAAGGACAUGUGAAUCUGUUUCUAAGCCUCGGAAAUCUCAUACAAAUAAAACUUUGCUUGCACCAAAACCUGCUGCAGGAAAUGCCGCUUUAUACCUUCAGCCAGGCUUGGCUGAUAAAGCGGACAACAGCGCACAUGGUAAGCAAGGGGCUGAAGGGGGCCCUACUUUAAAUAAACUUCCUAACAAGCAGAACUGCAAAGAUGACAAGAUCCGACCACCAAAGUUGAGUUGCAAUCGAAAGACGUUUGGGGAAACAAAGCCGAAAAACAAAGUAUUGGCCUCUUACAUGACUAACGACCCAAUGGAGGUGGUCCAAAGAAAGGACAAUGGUCACAGCCUCCCUUUAUUGAGUCAGGACAGCAGCAAAAAGGACGCCAAGGGUGAUGUUUCACAGGAUCAGCCUGUGCAUCGCAAGCGUGGCCCCAAAAAAGCACAUGCCCCUGUGGACACUCAGCAUUGUGUGCAGGAGGUAGACUUGAGCAAAGUCAAAAUUGAGAGGGUGGACGAUGAUGAGAACUUUGGCUGUUUGCCAUCCUUCAACAAUACAUCAUGGUCACCCAUAGAAAUGCCACCAAUCACCAAAGUCAAGGCUAAGGUUAAGAAAGAGCCAGGCUUACGAGGUCGGGCUAAGCGCCUGGAUGUGGUUUUGCCAACCAAGCCAGCACAGCAGAAGUCCAAGUGUAAAGUGAAAGAAAAAGACGAAGACGUGGAUAAAAGUUUACAGGAACCUCCGAAAAAAAAGAGCAAGAGGCAACAAUCUGUCACCAGCCUCGAGAAGAAAGAACAUACAGCCCCAAAGUCCAAGAACGAGCCAGAAGGCACCAGAGUCAGGAGGUGGAGGAGGCGAGCCAUAAAGACUGAGCCUUUGGAUCCAGAACUAGACCCAGCCACGCCAGAGAGAAAAUCCAAAAACAGCUUCAAAGACUUCAUCCCAGUCGUCUUAAAGAGCCGAACCCGCAGUCAGACAGGAAAUUAUGGAUUUUCACAUGUUGGAUCCACCAUCGUAAACACGCUCCAAAACGAGGAAGAGGUAGAUGAGACUAGCUUCCCUUGCAAGAGAAGGAAGCUGAGGAAGAACUGCAAACCAGGCCGGCCACGCAGCCGAUUCACAGCUAUCAAAGAGGAACCAGAACCCGAACUAAUCAGCCCAAUAAUACAAGACCCCUGGGAACUGUCAAGCAGAGGUCUAGACACUGGGAAAGCGUCCAUCUUAGAGCAGGACGACAAUGUUGAAGAGGACGGUACAUUACGACGGAGAAAGAGGCGGAGACAGAAGAAUCGUAAAUACCAAAAUGGGGAAUAUCUAACGGAAAAAGAGGAAGAGGAAGUAUCUCAGUACUAUUGUAGGAGAAGGCCCAGGACAGAUUUCCGAAAGCGUAAAAUAUCACCAGAUAGAGCCAGCGAGAUUCUGAGGAGUAACAAGCGACAAAGCGAUGUCAGAAACAGCCUUGAGGACUCGUCCUCCUUACAGAUUCUUGAGAAACCCCCUGGAAAACGCAAGUGCAAGACCAAACAUCUAGGAGGAAACACAAAUGAGACGGUCAAGGGAAGGGGUCGACGGAGCAGUCUGUCUCCCAAAAGCACCCCUACCAAAUCUCCACGGAAGAGUUGUGAGCCAAGAACCCCCUCCCGGUCUCGUCGUAGCAGUAGCUUCGGCUUGUGGAAUACUCCCAACAGUCAGAACAUGCCUCCAGAAGCCAGGAGACUGAUUGUGAAUAAAAAUGCUGGAGAGACCCUACUACAAAGGGCAGCGCGGCUGGGAUAUAAGGAUGUUGUAUUGUACUGCCUACAGCGAGAUCAAGGUGACAUCAACCACAGGGAUAACGCUGGGUACACAGCCCUACAUGAAGCUUGCUCCCGUGGAUGGACAUCCAUCUUACAGAUCCUCCUGGAGAACGGAGCAAAUGUGAACUGCAGUGCACAGGAUGGGACCAGGCCCAUCCAUGAUGCAGUGGUCAAUGACAACUUAGAAACAGUAUGGCUCUUGCUGUCCUACGGUGCAGACCCAACGCUGGCCACAUACUCUGGGCAGACGCCCAUGAAACUGGCCAGCAGCGAAGCCAUGAAGACGUUUCUGAGCGAUUACCUCUCUGAUCUGCGAGGACGUUCUGAUGGGGACCCGCGAGCAUCCUGGGACCUCUAUAGCAGCUCUGUAUUAGAUCCUAAGGAUGAGAUUGGCCAUGACAUCCUCUUAGAUGCUUCUGAGACUUCUAAGGAGGAGGAGGAAGGGGAGAAGCAGCAAGAGGAAGACAACUUUUUGUUUGAGUUUUCAGACGCGCCGCUCAUUUCCUGCUACAACUUGCACGUCUCACUAACCAGCGGGCCCAGUAACUGGUUCCUGGUCUCCGAUGUGCUCAAGAGGCUGAAGUUAUCCUCCCGAAUAUUCCAAGCUCGAUACCCGAACUUUGAAAUUGCCAGCAUGCAGAAGAAGGAGUUUAACAGACAGGUGUUCACCAGCCAGAUCCUCACGCACACCGAGGGAAUGGACCUCUGGCCGCAGGACUGUGGAGAAAUGGUAGAGCUAGUGAAAUACGACCCUGAACUGAUCAGACUCCUGGGCUCCUCUGUGGAAUUCCAGUGUGUCAACAGCUGACAAACAACCCGAGUUUGUGUCCAAGACCCUUCAGCUGCAUCAGAGGCAAUAACACAGAGCGAGGAAAGACGGCUCCCGCAGCGCCUGCACCGGUGAAUGCAGCUCUGGGUUGUGCCCUUUUGUUUCCAGGCUACCUGCAAUCACUCAUCUGUUCUAUGCUUCUACUGUGGUGAUGAGAUUAUACGCACAGUAUCGGAGGGUGGUGAGGAACUCCGCUACAUUAUCACCACACCACUGAAAGGAUCCUUCUUUCAUCCGCCAUGUUUGUCUUGUUCAGACUCUCUUAUGUUCAGACAUCUAUGAAAUUAAUUUUGUGUUCAAUGAGUAAUGCACUGGUUCAUCCGUAGACAUUAUGGAUAAACCGACCCGACUCGGGCUCACCAUACACAAGGAUAGACAAUCAUGGUUCCGCUGUCAGGAGAGACUUGCAGCCACAGCCAAGGAGAAAUUUACAGAAUUUUUUUUAAAUCGGUCCAUUUAUCAAAUAUAUACUUUAAAACUAGUUUUGAUGACAAGGAGGAUCAUGGAAGCAGGGUUGACCAGGCACGAGCCACCUAAACUGCAGGAACACGGUCUUCUACUGGCUCCAAGCAUUGUGCGCGCCUACUGAUAACACUUAACAUAGGGAGACUGCCGGGAUUUACCCAGGACAAGUCGAACAGCCCCGAGUGCUGACGGAUACAACCACUGGGUGUGGCAGAAGCUUAUCCCAGACGUUCAGGCCUCGCCCACACCACUAGAUGCUUCAGUCCGUGGCGAAACCAUAGGUCGCAUGGCUAAAGACCGGGCAGGAGGAAACAUGUGUGAUUGUCCUCAGGGCUCCUCUUCCCGCUUCAUCCAAUGCUUCUUACUUUUUAUAGUAAAUGCUAAUUUUAAAAAAUAAAAAAAGCUAUUUGGAGUGAAAGAAGAAAAAAAAAAUACAAAAAAGUGUGUGACUGUUCGCUUCCUGGAAAGGAAAAGCUAACGAUAAGUAAAAAAUGAAAUAACAAAAGUCCCUCCUGUGUUGUGGGGCGCAGGCUGUGUGUCACGCCAUGAAACACACGGCACUUUACCUUCUUUUGAACUGAGUUUUUUUUUUUUCUUUUUAUUGUAAAUGGUACAGUUUUAUUGUACGGGUGCUAAAAAAACAAAAAUACAGCAAAAAAAUAUUGAUUUGAAGGCUUGGACAAUC